Messenger RNA from Coregonus clupeaformis (lake whitefish), 1356 nucleotides. It is a transcript of the gene tnnt2a, whose product is annotated as troponin T type 2a (cardiac). Gene Ontology annotation, biological process: cardiac muscle contraction; regulation of muscle contraction; sarcomere organization. Gene Ontology annotation, molecular function: troponin I binding; troponin C binding; tropomyosin binding. The transcript has 14 exons. Bases 172 to 1053 code for a protein of 293 amino acids. Lineage: Eukaryota; Metazoa; Chordata; Actinopteri; Salmoniformes; Salmonidae. Gene Ontology annotation, cellular component: troponin complex. The record is from RefSeq and is a predicted model, not a curated record.
GGUAUGUCUAGUUAUUAAUACUCACUGUAGGGUCCAACACAUUCUCCUCCUCUCUCUUUCGCUUUCUCUCUCUCGCCUAUUGUCACGUUCCUGUUGAUCAGUGGAAAAGACUUUCAACUGAAGUCAGUCCUCCAUUCUCUCCUUCUCUCCAUCUGUGAGACCAGAGCAACCAUGUCAGACAACGAAGAGGUUGAAGAGUUCGAGGAGGAGAAAGAGGAGGUGGUUGAAGAGGAGAAACAGGAAGAGGAGGAGCCAGCCGUAGAGGAGGAAGAGGAGGAGCCAGCCAUAGAAGAGGAAGAGGACACCAACGAGGAGCCAGAUGCAGGGGAGGAGCCACAUGAGGGAGAGGAGGAGCAUGCAGAGGAAGGGGAGGGGGCAGAGGAGGGAGAAGAGGAGACCAAACCUAAAUUCAAGCCAUUCAUGAUGCCUAACCUCAUCCCACCUAAGAUCCCAGAUGGAGAGAAGGUAGAUUUUGAUGACAUCCACAGGAAGCGUAUGGAGAAGGAUCUGAAUGAGCUGCAGACGCUGAUCGAGGUUCACUUUGAGAGCAGAAAGAAGGAGGAGGAGGAGCUUAUCAACCUCACCGACAGGAUCGAGAAGCGACGUUCCGAACGAGCAGAGCAGCACAGGAUCCGCAGCGAACGAGAGAAAGAACGACAGAAGAGGUUGGAGGAUGAGAGGACUCGUAAAGAGGAGGAGGAGGCGAAGAGGAAAGCGGAUGAUGAUGCUAAGAAGAAGAAGACGUUGACCAGCCUGCACUUUGGAGGCUACAUGCAGAAGAUGGAGGUCAGAGGGAAGAGACAGACAGAGAGAGAGAAGAAGAAAAAGAUUCUACAGGACAGACGGAAGUCUCUGGACAUCGAGAACAUGAGCCAGGACAAACUGAAGGAUAAGGCCCAGGAGCUGUGGUCGUGGCAGCAGCAGCUGGAGGCUGAGAAGUUUGAUCUGCAGUAUCAGAUUAGCAGACAGAAGUAUGACAUCAACGUCCUCCGCAACAGAGUGUCAGACCACCAGAAGACCACCAAGAGAACCAAGAGAGGCCUGAGGAAGUAGAAAGAGACUGAAGAGGGACUGAAGAGGGACUGAAGAGGGACUGAAGAGGGACUGAAGUAGACUGGCUGAGGAGACCAGCUGUCUGGCCUAUCUGUCUAUAGUCUGGCUGGCUGACGGAAGAGGGCCAAAUCAGUUGCUUCCCUCCCGCCAUCUCUCUCCUUCCCACCAUCUCUCUCUUCCUACAUCUCUCUCCUUCCCGCCAUCUCUCUACUUCCCGCCAGCUCUCUCCUUCCCGCCAUCUCUCUCUUCCUACAUCUCACUCCUUCCCACCAUCUCUCUCUUCCUACAUCUCUCUCUCUUCCU